GCAAGCAGCUCGAUUUCUUGCCUUUCACUUGCGAUCGCUGCCGCCAGGUGCUCCCCUCCCCUCGCAUCCCAUCCUUUUCAUUUCUUGAGAAAUCUUCAAUUUGUUUGGUUCCAAUGCUACUAUGGAUACGCAAUUGCGGUUAGGAACGAGAUCUCCGCUUGCAGUUUCUCAAAAUUUGGAAGGUAAUUGAGUCAUAAUAGCUCGCUUCAAUAGAAUGGAAUUGCAAAGGGAAAGUCUUUUGCUCAUUAGUCAAUCCAAGUUACCAACUUGUCUUAGGAAAUUCAAAGGCGGAGGUCUAGUACUCCUAGGCCUCCUGCUACUAGUUACCGUAGGAAGAAGGUGGAGAAAGGAAGAUCUACCUGAAGAUACCCAGGAGAUCUGUCGUGAUCCAACCUUCACUCUUUAUCACACAAACCACAUUCCAGAUAGCGUUGUCCCGGUCCUGCUUGUUGCUGGAUCAAGCUGAAAAAAAAGCACUUCAUGAAUGGGAGGCUUGAUGUUGCGCGGCAGAAUGUGAUGUAAUAAGCUACUGCAAAUCGACAUUAGAAGACAUGCAUUAGUGUGCUGCACCUGGCGAAAAUAUGACAUGAAUAUAU
Molecule: messenger RNA, 596 nt
Organism: Linum tenue
Lineage: Eukaryota; Viridiplantae; Streptophyta; Magnoliopsida; Malpighiales; Linaceae
Source: the annotation of a GenBank genome assembly